UGGAACAUGUUCCCUUCUCUUCCUUCGUUUUCGCCUACGUCUACGUUAACGUCUACGUCUCCGUCAAAGGAUUAACCAUGCAGUGCCAAUAAAAUCUAUAUAAAAAAUUACACAAAAAAAAAACAAAAACUAUUGUAAUGUGACCUUCGCAGAAGAAAUCAUGCCUAACCAAUGUAAAUAAUAAUAAUUAACUAUAUACAAUAAGGAAUCAUCAUUUUUUUUGUCAAAAUACUCGAUUCCAGAGUGCCAUAAAUGUUUAAGCCCUAAGACACAGAGCAUCUAAGACCUCAAAACAUAACAAAUUCCGUCCAAUAUUUAUACAAAUUUUUCUGAGAUUCAAGUGCCUUCAUUAAAAAACGAAAACAAAAACAUUAUAAAUCAAGCCAUAAUCUUCAAUAAGCUAAGAGCACCAUAUUCAUCAUUACUAGAAUUUAAAAAAAAAGGCUAAAAGACCUAUAAGGAUAUACUCUCUAAGAAAGACAACAUCAUACUUAAGUCGUGCAAUCAAAACACCUUUAAGCUUUAAUUAUAUAAAAAUAUAUAUAUAAAAAAAAACAAACACCGAUUCAAAGAAUCAACUGCAACAUGUCAUCACCACUCACAUCACAAGACCUAUCCAUGUCUGCCGCCAUUCAUCAACAGCAACAACAACAACAACAGCAACAGCAGCAGAACCAACAACAGCGUAGUCACAUCAACCAGACAUCUCCAUCGCCACCACAUGCCACAGCAGCGUCACCCAAUUCCGUCCAUUCCAACGGCUUGCCAUUGAUUUCGCCGAAUGCCAUACAUCGAUCUCCAGAAAGUCCACAGCCAGAAUUAGCCACCAUGACAAAUGUAAACGUCCUCGAUCUCCAUACAGAUUCGUCCAAGCUCUACGACAAAGAUGCCGUCUUCAUUUACGAGCAGCCGAAAGUCGAGGAUCAGGUGAUCGACGCCCGAAUGGUUGCCCAACUUAAUCAGCCAACUAUUCCCCAGCCACUGGCCAAGAUCGAAUUCGAUGAGAAUCAGAUUAUCCGUGUGAUUGGACCGAAUGGCGAGCAGCAGCAGAUCAUCAGUCGUGAGAUCAUUAACGGGGAGCACCACAUUCUGUCCCGCAAUGAGGCGGGUGAACACAUCCUCACCCGGAUCGUAAGUGAUCCGUCCAAAUUGCUCCCUAAUGACAGUGCUGUGGCGGCCGCUAUGUUCUCCCAGGCCCAGAAAAUGGCCACCGAUCACGGAGUCUAUCAGACAUCUCCCAUGGACGCUUCCGUCCUGCAGCAGUAUGACCCCGUCAAGACCGAGGACGACAUGUACGAGGACUCUAAGAAGGGUGGCCAGAUCUUGUACACCACCCAUGACGAUUCGAAGCCCCUGUCGGGACACAUGCCCAACAAGCUCGAAGGAGACCUCUACCAAGAUGACAAGCACAUCGACUUGAUCUACAACGACGGAAACAAAACUGUCAUCUACACAACCACGGACCAGAAGGGCCUCGAAAUCUACUCCGGCGGUGACUUGAGUGGCUUAGUGGCUUCGGCUGAUGGUCAGGUCGUCGUCCAGGGAGGCUUGCAGUAUACCACAGCUGGGACAGCUGGUGGACAGCCGGUGUACAUUGUGGCCGACGGUAAUUUGCCACCAGGAGUUGAAGGCCAUUUGCAAAGUGCCCCCACUACAUCAAACAAAUUAAACGGACAGACCACACCUCUAGAUGUAUCUGGCCUAUCGCAAAAUGAAAUACAAGGCCUAUUGCUAGGUUCACACCCAUCAUCAACAUCAUCGGCGUCAACUACGACAACAUCACAAUCAUCGGUAGCUGGCGCUGCAACAGCUGUUGUUGUAACCACCGAUCAACAUCGCCAACAACAACAACAGCAACAACAUCAAGCAAUUAGCAUUAAACGUGAACCCGAAGAUCUGCGAAAGGAUCCCAAAUGCGGCAAUAACGGUGCUGGCAACAAUAAUAACAACAACAACAGUAGCAAUGGAAACGGCGCUGGUGGACACAGUCAAAAGGUAUUAGUUGUACAAUCACCUACGCCAUCAAUACAAAUUAAGGAUCCACCACCCAGUCCUGGAAGCCCAACAAACGAAACCAUGUACGCUGCCGGCGGCAGCACACAAAUUUACCUCCAGGGACCACACCAGACAGGUUCUUCUGUAACAGGUGGAUCAAAUGUUAAUACACAUAGCCCCAGCCCUGGACCAUAUAUCUCACCGGAUAGCUAUGGAAUGUACACAACCCGUCUUGCAACCGGACCCAAUUCCACAUUCAUCUCGGAGCCAUAUUAUCGUGAAUACUUUGCUGCCGAUGGACAAGGUGGCUAUGCGCCCGCAACACGCACCGUCUAUGGCGAUAGUGAGGGACCACAACCGGGUACAACCUAUGAGGGCCGUUUUACAACAUCACAUACUAAAAAUGGUACACCUGUCUAUGCAAAAACUGUUACAGCAGCCGGCCUCACAGUGGAUUUACCAAGUCCCGACUCGGGAAUUGGUGCUGAUGCUAUUACGCCGAGGGAUCAAAACAAUCUACAACAGUCAUUCGAUUACACGGAACUAUGUCAGCCUGGUACAUUAUUAGACAGCAGCGGUGCAAUACCAGUUUCAGUAACCAGCAUGCAACGUGCUGUUAGCAUUCAUGGUGGUCAAAAUAGUCCAACAACAUCGUUGAGUGGUGGUACACCAGGGACACCAGGAACGACACGAUCAAGGCCAUGGCAUGAUUUUGGUCGGCAAAGUGAUGCCGAUAAAAUUCAAAUACCAAAAAUAUUCGUAAAUGUAGGAUUUAGAUAUCAUCUAGAAAGUCCGAUUAGUUCGUCACAAAGACGAGAAGACGAUCGAAUAACAUACAUCAAUAAAGGACAAUUUUAUGGCAUCACAUUGGAAUAUAUUCCAGACCAAGAUAAACCAAUCAAAAAUACAACAGUUAAGAGUGUAAUCAUGUUAAUGUUCCGAGAAGAAAAAAGUCCCGAAGAUGAAAUCAAAGCCUGGCAAUUUUGGCAUAGUAGACAACAUUCUGUUAAACAGAGAAUACUAGAUGCUGAUACGAAAAAUUCCGUUGGUCUUGUAGGAUGUAUUGAAGAAGUUUCACAUAAUGCUAUUGCAGUUUAUUGGAAUCCAUUGGAAAGUUCUGCAAAGAUCAAUAUUGCCGUUCAGUGCCUGAGUACGGAUUUCAGUAGCCAGAAAGGUGUAAAGGGUCUACCACUGCAUGUACAAAUUGACACAUUUGAGGAUCCACGAGAUACACAAGUUUUCCAUCGAGGCUAUUGCCAAAUAAAAGUCUUCUGCGAUAAGGGUGCUGAGCGCAAAACACGUGAUGAAGAAAGAAGAGCGGCCAAACGUAAAAUGACUGCAACAGGAAGGAAAAAGCUCGAUGAACUUUAUCAUCCUGUAACAGAUCGUUCAGAAUUUUAUGCAAUGCAAGACAUAAGUAAACCACCUGUACUCUUUACCCCCGCCGAUGACAUGGAAAAGCAGACAUUCUAUGGCCAUGAGACUGAUUCAUUAUCUGGUACACCAGAUCUUAAAGGUGCAUCACCGUUUCUACUGCAUGGACAAAAAGUCGGUACCCCAACAUUAAAAUUCCACAAUCAUUUUCCGCCCGAUGUGCAGACUGAUAAAAAAGAUCAUAUUCUUGAACAAAGUUUAGUUUCUGGUUCAAUGUCUGAAUUUGGUCCACCAAUUAAACGUGGCCGUAUGUCACCUCCGAUAAGUGAACGUGUGAUGCUUUAUGUGCGACAAGAAAACGAAGAUGUUUAUACGCCAUUACACGUUGUGCCACCAUCAACAAUCGGACUUUUAAAUGCGAUCGAAAAUAAAUACAAAAUCUCCACAUCAAGUAUAAAUAAUAUUUAUCGUACAAAUAAAAAGGGGAUUACUGCGAAAAUUGAUGAUGAUAUGUUAUCAUAUUAUUGCAAUGAAGAUAUAUUCCUGCUGGAAGUGCAACAAGUUGAAGAUGACCUAUAUGAUAUAACCCUGACCGAGCUUCCAAAUCAUUGAUGCAAAGCCAUGACUUUUAUUUUUGUUUAAACAAAAAGAAAAAACAAAACAUAUUUCCUCCAAGACACAUAUAAAAAUAUAUGUAUCACAAGAUUUAAUGUUAUUUAAAAAACAUAAAAUGAAAAACAAGACAAUAGAACAAAUAAUCUACAACAAAAUCAACAACAAUAAAAUAAUAAAAAUAUAUAAAUAAGUGUUAUUUAAGACCACAAAACAAUUUUAUAUAAUUUUAUAUACAUAAAUAUCUAUUUUUAUUUUAUUUAAAAACACAAUAAUAGUUCUAUAAAAAUUAAAAAAAAAAACUACAUAAUUAUAAAUAAUAUAAAAUAAUAUAUUUUGCGCUACAAGUGGACGUUUAAACAAAACAAAAAAACAACAUAAAUAAUAUACUCUUUAGAAUACAAAUUUUAUUAAUUUUUUUUUUCAUUAUACUUAACCUUUUUUUUCUAAAUGUUUUAAAUGUGUAAUUUUAUUUCAGUGGUAAGAAAAAAAAACAAAAUGUUUUACAAGAGAUUACGUAAAAAUAUGAACAAACAAAAACAACAACGAUUAAGUGCCUAGUUUUAAGUGUAAAAAUUAAAAAAAAAAAACAAACAAAUUUUUAAACAUUAUGAAAUUAUAAAUUUUUUUUUAAAACCCAUACAAAUUAGAUUUUUAAGAAUAAAAAACAAAAACAAAAAAUAAAAUUGUUAAUCGUUAAAUAUUAUGUAUGCUCCACUUUAAGGCUCUUCUUUUCUGUAUAAUUUAAUUUUCAAAAACAAACAAUAUUUAAUCUUAAAAAAAAAGUUUAAAUUUUGUAAUAUUUUAAAAAUAUAUUAAAUAAUAAUUUGUACUUAAAAAAAAAUACCUAAAUGUUAUGUUUGGCUUGUAAUUUUGUUUAAAUAAAAAGAAAAUCUUUAAAAUUAAAAGAAAACUAAAUUGUUUAUAAUAUUUUAUUUUAUUGCAUUGCAAAUAGAGAGAUCUCAAUCAAAUUCUCUUUUUCACAAAACAAGACAACAACAAAAGAAAACAAGAAAUUAAUUUUAUAUGAACAAAACUGUCAUAAAAUGAUUCUUAUUUUAUUUUUAUUGUUUUUUACUUUAUUUUUUUUUUAUUUAAUUAUUUUUUUUUAUUUUUUCUACAUUAAAGUUGACACAAAAAGCAAUAACAAUUCUAAAUACUUAGAUUUAAAAUAAUAAGAUGAUGACGCGUGAUGAAGAUGAUUAAAAAUAAAAUAAUUAUUAUUUAAAUGGAUUUGCUGUCAAACACAACAAUAUCAACAAAAAACCGUUGAUGAAAAAUAAUAAAUUAAAUUGAAAACAUAAAAUAACGAAACAUCAUGUGAUUUAAAACAAAAUAUAAACAAAAAAAACUUAAAAUAACUUAUUUCUUUUAGUGAAGUUGUAAAUAAAAGUAAAAAUAAAAAUUCGCUUCGAGAGCAUUCCAACAGCAGAAAUUAAUUAGUUUUAGUUUUAAAAAUUAAUUUAAACAAAAUAAAUAAUUAUUAAAAAAAAGAAACUGCAUCUUCCGUAAUUUUAAAUUACAAAACAAAACAAAAAAUAUAUUCUUAAUUUUAUUUUCUUAGCUAAGUUAAGUGCUCUGAUUUUCUUAAUUUAAUUUUUAAAAUAUUGAAAAUACAUUUUUUAAUUUCUUGUUUCUUAAAGAUUCAUAUAGUUUGAUAGAGAUUCUUAUGCUGCUAGUUUAAAAAAUUGUUUUUUUUUCUUUGCAAAUUUUUACUUAAAAAAAGAAUUCACAUACAUUUUUGUUUUUAAACUUUAAAACUUUUUGUGUAUGUUUUUUUCUUGUGUAAUUUUAUUAAAUUAAAACAAAAAAAAUGAUUGCUAUGUUAAAUUUUGUUUUUUUUUUUUUUAGAUUUAAUUGGAAAUUUUGAUGUUUCUUAGUAAGAUUAUUAUUAUUAAUAUUAUUAUUAUUAUUAUUUUUUAUAGUUUUUAAGGACAAUAACGUUUUUAUCUUGCCGAACAAUUUUUAUAUAUAUAUAUACAACAAUCGAUUACAUUUAUAUACAUUUAAAAUAAAAAUAAUAAAACUUUUUUUUACAAGUAUAGAUAAAUGUUGUAAGAGAAUGAGAUAAGAAAGAGAAUUAUGAUUAAAAAGAAAAAAAUAAUAAAUUAAAAAAAAAAGAAGCAAAAAGAAAUGGAAAGUUUAUUUUUAAACGUACCUAUUUUGUAAUGAAAAACGAACAAAAUAUUUUUAUAUAUAUAUAUUUUAUUAUUAUUUUAUUAUGAUAGUAAAAUAAAUGUUUUAUUCAAA
This is a messenger RNA of Eupeodes corollae, 6231 nucleotides long. It is a transcript of the gene grh, whose product is annotated as protein grainyhead. Gene Ontology annotation, cellular component: nucleus. Gene Ontology annotation, biological process: regulation of transcription by RNA polymerase II. Gene Ontology annotation, molecular function: RNA polymerase II cis-regulatory region sequence-specific DNA binding; DNA-binding transcription activator activity, RNA polymerase II-specific. The record is from RefSeq and is a predicted model, not a curated record. The coding region runs from base 586 to 3981 and encodes 1131 amino acids. The transcript is spliced from 16 exons. Lineage: Eukaryota; Metazoa; Arthropoda; Insecta; Diptera; Syrphidae.